AUGAGCCAUAUCAACAGAAAGUUCCCCUACUCUACCAGCAAGGUUUUAGGUGUCACCGUGUGUCCCAGGUGUCCCCGGGCGGGGCAGAACUGCAGCGUCAGCGGCUGGGGCACCACCAAGUCACCUGGAGCCCAGCUCCCGCGGGACCUGCAGUGUGCUCAGGUGCAGACCUUCGGGCCCGAGCAGUGCGCCCGCGCCUACGGCAGCGCCGUCACCCGCAACAUGUUCUGCGCAGGUGUGCCCCAGGGCGGCGUCGACUCCUGCCAGGUGAGUCACAGGUGUGCCCAGGUGUGUACAGGUGUGCCCCAGGUGUGUGCAGGUGUGUGCAGGUGCCUGUCCCAGGUGUAUCCCAGGUGUAUCCCAGGUGUAUCCCAGGUGUAUCCCAGGUGUAUCCCAGGUGUAUCCCAAGUGUAUCCCAGGUGUAUCCCAGGUGUGUCCCAGGUGUAUCCCAGGUGUAUCCCAGGUGUAUCCCAGGUGUGUCUCACCUGUGUCUCACCUGUCUCUCACCUGUUGCAGGGUGACUCAGGUGGGCCGCUGGUGUGCGGGGGGUACCUGCAGGGCGUGGUCUCCUGGGGCCUGGCCGUGUGCGGGCAGCGCGGGAACCCCGGCGUGUACAGCAACGUCUGCCGGGCCACGCCCUGGAUCCGCCGCGUCAUCGGCAACGGCCAAUGAGGGACCGGCAACGGCCAGUGAGGGACCGGCAACGGCCAAUGAGGGACCGGCAGGGACCAGGAGUGACCAACAGUGACCAGGAGUGACCAAGAGUGACCAGCAGUGAC
Molecule: messenger RNA, 779 nt
Organism: Serinus canaria (Common canary)
Lineage: Eukaryota; Metazoa; Chordata; Aves; Passeriformes; Fringillidae
Product: kallikrein-8-like
Exons: 7
Coding region: 1-672 (223 amino acids)
Biological process (GO): proteolysis
Molecular function (GO): serine-type endopeptidase activity
Source: RefSeq, a predicted model, not a curated record